Molecule: messenger RNA, 1193 nt
Organism: Symbiodinium sp. CCMP2592
Lineage: Eukaryota; Dinophyceae; Suessiales; Symbiodiniaceae
Source: the annotation of a GenBank genome assembly
AUGCCCUUGUCGAGCACGUGCAUGUCCAUCUGGCAGAAGGCCAAGAAUGACGCACCGGUGUUGUUCGGCCUGGAGUCGGUGACUGUCUGCCACGAGGAGUGGAAGGUCUCGCGGCAGAAGGCUUUGUUGCAACAUCACCCGGACAAGCUGUUGGACGGUUACUGGGAUAAGUGCGACGAGGCGCGUCCCGGCGCUGUGGAAGUGUCCAGGGCCCAACGUCUCGCGAAGGAGGCGAAAAGAGAGGAGGAGGCCCGGAAACUCGCGGCAGAAGCUCAGGCUGCAGCUGCACCCAAGUCCACAGGCAUUCCUCCUUCUCUGCCAGGCAUGGUACAGGUCAUCUCGCCCAACCAGAAGCGCUCUUGGGAACAGGGGCCAGGGAGCAUGCUCCAAGGCCAGGGGCAUGUGCUGAAGCCCGCAGAACAGGUCCCGGGCAUGAAACCUGCCGUUGUGGUUCCGCCCAUGAAGGCGCCGCCGCCCACUCCCGUGGCUGCAUCGCGAGAGCAGCAGCUUCUUCAGGAGCAGCAGACCUUAGAGCGCCAGGCCCACGAGGAGAUGGCUCAGCUGGUCGAACGGAUGCAGGCUCUGCGUCAGCAGGUGCAGUCGCCCCAAGCUCCAGCAUCGAUGCUUCAGCAGAUUCAAUCUCAGAUGCAGCAACUGUCCCAGCUCCACAGCAACCUGCAGCAGCAGGUUCAGACGAAGCGGCAGCAGCUCAUGCAAGAGCUUGAGCUGGAGCGGCAGAAGUCUCAGGCAAAAGCCGCCGAGGAUGCCAAGGUCCAGCCUUGGAAUGCACAUCCGCAGACGAUGCCACAGCAGAUGGCCCAACCCCAGCAGACAAUGCCACAGCAGAUGGCCCAACCGCAGCAGACAAUGCCACAGCAGAUGGCCCAACCGCAGCAGACAAUGCCACAGCAGAUGGCCCAACCGCAGCAGACAAUGCCACAGCAGAUGGCCCAACAGCAGCAGACAAUGCCACAGCAGAUGGCCCAACCGCAACAGACAAUGCCACAGCAGAUGGCCCAACCGCAGCAGACAAUGCCACAGCAGAUGGCCCAACCGCAGCAGACAAUGCCACAGCAGAUGGCCCAUCCACAGCAGACAGUGCCACAGCAGAUGGCCCAAUCACAGCAGACACAGCAGCCGCAGAAUCUUGGUUGCUGUUCUGGGAAGUUGGAGUUGAGGGAAUCAGAGCAUAA